Molecule: messenger RNA, 960 nt
Organism: Colletotrichum orchidophilum
Lineage: Eukaryota; Fungi; Ascomycota; Sordariomycetes; Glomerellales; Glomerellaceae
Exons: 3
Coding region: 1-960 (319 amino acids)
Cellular component (GO): peroxisomal membrane
Molecular function (GO): FAD transmembrane transporter activity; NAD transmembrane transporter activity; FMN transmembrane transporter activity
Source: RefSeq, a predicted model, not a curated record
AUGUCGAAGCCAGUGCUCCCUCAAAACGACAAUGUCGCCCACGCCCUUGCCGGCGCCGGCGGUGGUCUCCUCUCCAUGGCCUUGACCUACCCUCUCAUCACGCUUUCUACCCGAGCCCAAGUCGAAUCGAAGCGUGCCGACUCGGCAUUCCUCACGGCCGUCCAGAAGAUCGUAGCUCGCGAGGGCGUGUCCGGCCUCUACUCCGGGCUCGAGUCCGCCCUGUUCGGCAUCAGCGUCACCAACUUUGUCUACUACUACUGGUAUGAGUGGACCCGCGCCUCCUUCGAGGCCGCCGCCGAGAAGGCCGGCCGCGCCAGCAAGAAACUCACGACCGUCGAGUCCAUGAUCGCCGGCGCCAUCGCCGGUUCCGCGACCGUCAUUAUCACAAACCCUAUCUGGGUCGUCAACACCCGCAUGACCACCCGUGGCGGCAACGCGAACAAGGGCAAGGAGGCAGGCAUCGGCGACGAAGAGGCGCAAGCCGCGAAGCCCAAGAAGGCGCCCUCAACCAUCGGUACGCUGCUGGCGCUCAUCAAGAACGAGGGCCCGCUGGCGCUCUUCUCGGGUGUCAUCCCGGCGCUGGUGCUCGUCAUCAACCCCAUUCUGCAGUACACCCUGUUCGAGCAGAUGAAGAACACCGUCGAAAAGAAGAGGAGGGUCACCCCGACCAUUGCCUUCUUCCUCGGUGCCGCUGGCAAACUGUUCGCCACCUCGGUCACCUACCCGUACAUCACGGUCAAAAGCCAGAUGCACGUCGCCGGCAACGGCGAGAAGAAGGAGGGCAUGUCCCAGGCCAUCAGUAGGGUCAUUAGGGAGGAGGGCUACGCUGGCCUUUACAAGGGUAUUGGCCCCAAGGUCACCCAAAGUGUGCUGACCGCCGCAUUGCUCUUUGCCUUCAAGGAUGUUCUCUAUGAGCAGACUGUCAAGCUCAGGACACUUGCCGCCAAGAAGCGCGCAUAA